Molecule: messenger RNA, 845 nt
Organism: Solea senegalensis (Senegalese sole)
Lineage: Eukaryota; Metazoa; Chordata; Actinopteri; Pleuronectiformes; Soleidae
Gene: crcp
Product: calcitonin gene-related peptide-receptor component protein
Exons: 6
Coding region: 203-646 (147 amino acids)
Biological process (GO): transcription initiation at RNA polymerase III promoter
Cellular component (GO): RNA polymerase III complex
Molecular function (GO): nucleotide binding
Source: RefSeq, a predicted model, not a curated record
AAGUUCUCAUUAAAACAUCAAUGUGUUCAGUAAAUUAAAAAAUAUAAGUCAAGAUUAAAUAUUUUCAUAGAUUUUUUUGUUCUCGUUUUUUUCUCGAUAUACUUCAAACGACGCGGUUUGAUUCUGGCGGAACGUUUGACCUGGACUACCUUUUCCUUACGGACGAGUAUGUACAGCGGAGCAAACCUGAAAGCCUGGCAUAAUGGAAGUGAAAAAUGCUAACGCUGCUAUGCUCAGUAACUAUGAGGUGUUCAAACUCUUAACAGAUCUGAAGGCACAAAGGAAAGAGAGUGGGAAGAACAAAAACAGCUCCGGGCAGCAGAAUUUAAACACCAUCAUGUAUGAGACACUCAAUUACCUGUCAAAGACGCCAUGCAGCAGACAGAGUCCAGAGGUGGUCAAAGAGUUCCUCACCACCAUGAUGCCUCAUAAACUGACCAAGGCGGAGAAACUGCACCUCCUGAACCACCGGCCGCAGACAGCAGUGGAAAUCCAGCUUUUGGUGGAAGAGAGUGAGGAGCGUUUAUCCGAGGAACAGAUCGAGGAACUCAUCCAGACGGUCUCAGGCAUCCUUCCUGGUGACCCUGAGCAGGAAAACGCAGCUCCGGCUGAAGAAGAGAUGGAUGAAGGUGGUGAACAAUCUUGACGUGACCCACAGGUGAAGAACUGGAGUGCAUAAAUAUUAGAGGACUGGACUGGUUGCAUUUGCCUGGGUCACUUUGAAUCAUUGUCGAACUGCUGACAGAGAAGAUCCAAAAUGGCUGCUCAACCAUGGCUCAGUUUACCCGAUCAUGAAAUUAUUCACAUAAAUGUGACUCAUUUCAUGAAUGGAAGGAAACCUGGGC